GCUGUAUGAAUGCAUUUAGUAUACAGCAGUACGUAAAUAGAGUUAUUAUUCUACAUGUAAUGACAUACUGAUUAAUGCAGAAAAAAACGGAAGACGUUUAAAAAUCUUUUAAUAUUGGAAUUAUAUUUUGUCAAGAUUUUCUUUUGUGGAAGUUACUGGUGUAAUUUAAUCAAGAGGCAAACGUAAUUUGUGAUAUUAAAAAUGAUUUUCGUUUAGUAGAAUAAAUUCAAGAGGAGAACAUGGUAAAGAACGGUUGAUGUAGACGGAUAUCAUUACCUGUUAUUCAACACAUUUUUAGAUAUGACUUCCAAGUAAAACUUAAUUCAGACCUUCAUUAUCAGAUAGUUUUUAUUAUCUUACCUGUUUAAUGUAAUAUCCAUGUCACGUCGUGUAGGAAUAGGCACUUAGGGUUCAAAAUUAUUUUGAGACAAUAAAGUUAAUCUUUUCGUAAACAGCCCAUCAGGAAGGUUAGGCAUUCUGGAAUGUUUUUUAUAUAUUAUUUAAUCUGUUUAUCGGUCUAAGUAAAAAGUAUUACACUAAUGAAUGUUGUGCCAGUAUACUCCUUGAAUGUGUUUUGGCUGUACACACAUUCCCUAAAAUUGAAACAUGGGAAGUGAUAUUAAUGGUGAGUGUAAACGGAAGAGAAAAAAUGGCAGUAUUUCAAAUGGCCAAGAAGAUUUAUUGAUAAAGAAAACUAAAAUCUUAAAUGCAAGCAACUGCUCUGUCCUAGAGGAAGCAAAGUUUCCUAGAUUGUCUGUGCCAUUCAGCAGUAUCCAGAAUCCAAUUAGCAUUGAGCAAGUGUCGGAACUAUUGCAGUUUGCUGCUUUGGGCAAAUUGCAUGGUGCAAAGCAACCAAGUUGGUGCCGUCUUCAUCAUCAGAGGAAGCUUACUGGUGUUAAUGUGAUCAUUGUUCAAGGUGUGAGCCAAUUACACUUUUAUAGAUACUUCCUCCACUUUAAAAACAUCAGAAGGAUAUACAGCCAUAAAUUUAGCUUGUCAGCACUGCCACCUCCUGAUGAUUUUCUGUGCAGAAUAUUAAACAUGAGAUUUGAAGAAACCAAGACACCUGCAGAUAUUAAAACACAUUUUUCAAAAGAAACUUCAUCUCAUUCUUCCAAGCAUGUUAGUGCUGCUUCAGCUUUAGACCUGAAUGUUGAUCCAAUAAUAAAGAGGUAUGGAGCAGAGAAAGGAGGGCUUACCAAAUAUUUACUAAGCAAAAAAGAAAUGAAAAAGAAUGAUUAUCCAAUGGAGGGUUAUCCUGAUUAUAAAGACUAUGUAACUACAAAUUGCACUGGCCCAGUUACAGAUGACAGCCCACUUUUCGGUCUUGAUUGUGAAAUGUGUGCAACAGACAAGGGAAUGAAGUUGACACGUGUCUCAUUGGUGGACAACAACGGGCAGUGCAUAAUGGAUGAACUUGUGAAACCAAAGGAAAGGAUUGUUGACUAUCUCACAAAGUUUUCUGGAAUAACUGAAGCUCUACUGAAGCCAAUAACAACAACUCUCCAGGAUGUGCAAAAACAAUUAAAGAAGCUUCUGCCCAGCAAUGCUGUUCUUGUUGGUCAUUCCCUAAAUUUUGAUUUGCAGGCUUUGGAGAUGACUCAUCCAUAUAUCCUUGAUACCUCAUUGCUUUUUAUUCGCAAUUUUGGCAGAAAAUUAAAGCUGAAGUUCUUGGCAGGAGCUGUGCUGGGAUGGAGAAUUCAGUGUGAAGCAAGAACUGGUCAUGAUCCAUGUGAGGAUGCUAUGGCAGCACUUGGAUUGGCUCAGUAUUUUAUUAGAGAAGGACCCAAACAGGUGGCAGAACUAAUGCUAGAUGACUUGCUAAGAAAAUAUCAGAACUCUGAACACGACCCAUCCUUUGUGUACACAGAGCCAGUUCAGCCAGAGGUUUUCAGUAGACAUCAAAAAACACUUGGCAAUGGGCUUGAAAGUAACAGCCUCCUAGAUUCUCUCCACAAAGUGAAUUUGCCAGGAAUUUAUAUUGUUAAAAAAGAUCAUGGUAAUAACCUACCUUGCCAGGAGGGGAAAUUGCUCAGAAUUGAGUGCACAUCUGAAAAGGAGGUUUUGCAAGAAGCCAUGAAAGAAAUCCCAUCAAGAUUUUUUAGCAUUGUGAAUUUUUCCUCUUAUGAGCAGUCUCACCAAAUGAUGGUGGAAAAAGUAGCACAGAUGUGCACAGUUUAUGCAGGACCUUUUGAUAAGGAUUUUGAAAUGAAACGUGUGAAGAAGCUCUUUCUGUCCUGUGGUCCAAUAACCUCCAUUAAUUUAAUUAAUGGGACUCUUACGCCUUUUGUGUGUGUUGAGUAUGAAGUGCUAGAAGGAGCACAUCUAGCGAUGGAGUUUCUGAAUGGCUAUGAAUUGAAUGGCAGCACUAUAAAGGUGGUGAGGCCAGUAACAACAGCAACACUAGAUUAUGACCUUGUCCUGAAAGAGCUGGAGUCGGAGGCAAGAAAUGAAAAUGUCAUCUUUGUGUCUGGAGUAUCCAAGAAAUUAACUGAAUCUGACCUUCACCAUAAAUUCAGCACAUUUGGACAGAUUGAAGGUGUCUUUCUACCAAGGGACCAGUUAACAGGGAAGCAUCGGAAGUAUGGCCUUAUAAAGUACCAGACAGCAUUGGGGUCAACUUCAGCACUUUCAUCUGAGGUGUUUCUGCACAAAAGGAAAAUAAAGAUGUGCUGGGCCUACACACCUUUCUACUUGCACACUUGGACCAACCGUAAUUCCUAUGAUACUUUACAGAUGUCCAGUACAACAAGAACAUUGCUGCCAAAUGUGAUAUCAAGAUUCCAUGAUCAAAAGCUCCAUAUGGAGGAAAACAUUCCUAGGCAAAUGAAAAAAAUCGACAGGAAGGUGGGGAAACUUUUCAAGUCGCUUCCCAUCAAAACAUUUUGUCUGCUGCUAUUACCAGGGCAAGACAGAUCUAAUGGAAGUCUGCCUGGCCUUUGUAUGACUUCAAUAAAGCGCAUCCCGUCCAAUGCAUUAGGGACAUCAUGAAGAAGACUUUUAGUUGUUACAUCAUGGGACCUUCGGCUUAGAGGACAAAACUUUUAUGAUCUACUAUUUAUUUAGUUUAACUUUUAUUCUGCAUGGCGGAAUUAUUGCCAAAAUUGCUUUUAUUCAAUUAUGCUACAUUUUUAUAUUCGGCUACAAAUAAAAGAAAAAACAACUUGAGGUCAACCUCCUCCCCCAAUCUUUUUGGAAAGCCAGAAGGCAGAGCACCGAGAGAAGGUCAUAAAAGUGUGUCGAGUCACUGCAGGCGCAGCCAACUCGGAGAUGCAGAGGUGCGCGCGCGCACGAGCG
This is a messenger RNA of Erpetoichthys calabaricus (reedfish), 3297 nucleotides long. Its product is annotated as RNA exonuclease 5-like. Gene Ontology annotation, molecular function: exonuclease activity; RNA binding. NCBI's taxonomy places the organism in Eukaryota, Metazoa, Chordata, Cladistia, Polypteriformes, Polypteridae. Gene Ontology annotation, cellular component: nucleus. The transcript is spliced from 19 exons. Bases 607 to 2991 code for a protein of 794 amino acids. The record is from RefSeq and is a predicted model, not a curated record.